Vollenhovia emeryi is the source of this 2583-nucleotide messenger RNA. RefSeq lists its product as uncharacterized. NCBI's taxonomy places the organism in Eukaryota, Metazoa, Arthropoda, Insecta, Hymenoptera, Formicidae. The coding region runs from base 1 to 2583 and encodes 860 amino acids. The record is from RefSeq and is a predicted model, not a curated record. Gene Ontology annotation, molecular function: zinc ion binding; nucleic acid binding. The transcript has a single exon.
AUGGAUCGUGCGGUAUUCGAGGGCAUGACCGUCGAGGAUCUAAAAGAGGCAGCUCGCAAGGCCCACCUCCCGGUGGCGGAGGAUAAAGAGACCCUAGUGAGCGCGCUCACGGCGCAAGCGGAGCGCACCAGGUUCAACCCGAACCUGGAAGCAACGAUAAAGACGUGGGCGCACAAGUCGGCAAGCACCGACAAUCUAGGCCCGGCAAGCACGGGGACGGUGCCGAAAGGACCAAGACGCCCCUCGCAAUCGGAGCAGAUCUCGCCGGAGAUGACGGCCCUCGUCGCAGCAAUCACCGCGCCAAUGCAGCAACUGCAGCAGCAGAUUCUACAGGCGCAGAAGGCCCAGAACCUGUUGGAUGCAGCAGAUGCUGUCGGCGGUCGCGAGGGAGCGACCCACAGCUACAACGACCCUGGAGUCAGGAACGUCGGAGCAGGGGGAAGCGGACCGCCAUCUCCACGGAGCGGAACUCAGUCGCCGCAGACGACACUCUCAUCGGUCUCGUCCUCGCAUGCUGUAUCGAUGCUCUCAUCCCAGAUUCCCGAAUACGGAGGCCUGGAAGACGAAAACGUACAGCUGUGGAUAAAACGAGUCGAGCAAGUAUCUAGUAUUCAUAGGGUAAUAGGAGACGUUACCUUGUUAGCAGCAUCUUCGAAGCUGACAAAGACAGCGAAACGCUGGUACGACCAAGGGUCAGGCAGCAUGCUGGAAUCCUGGGACGGCUUCAGGACAGCCAUCCUGAAGAGGUUCUCCCGCAAGGUACUGUACCAUGUGGCGCUGCAAAAAAUAGAGGCGCGUAAAUGGACGUACUCGAAAGAGACAUUCUUGGAGUAUGCCAUGGACAAGAUAAAUCUCAUGCACGGUCUUGACCUGUCGACCGACAGCAUGAUUCACUUGCUGAUCAGCGGGAUAAGCGGCCGAUCAAUGAGAGAGACGGCAGCAGCUCUAUCCUGCACCUCAGUGGACGAAUUCCUCGACCUGAUGCACCAGAUCACGUCGAUCUCGGCGGAGCCGGAUCGGAGGCACCAGGCGGAGCAGAAGGAGAAGAAGGAAGGAGCCGGCAGAAGCAGCGGCAAGGCCCCGGCAUCGGGAAAGCAGCCCAGGACGGACCUCGUCUGCAAUUACUGCAGCAAGAAGGGUCACCUUCGUGCCGACUGCUACAAGCUGAAAAGGAAGGAGCAGGGGAGCUCACCAGCGGCGUCAGCGGCAGCUUCCUCGACAGCGGCGGCCGUGACGGAGUCAGCUUCCUCGACAGCAGCGGCCGUGACAGAGUCAGCAACCCCGGCAGCGGCAUCCGCGUCAGCAGUCUCACCAGAGGUUUCGACCCCCCCGACGGCAGCUUCGACGGUGGCAGCGAUCAUCGCCGAGGACCAGACGGUGGCGUGCGGGCAGCCCGACGGUAGGACUCUGAAAAUAAAAAAUGUUCCGUUAGUAAUAGAGCAGCUAAAUAGCCAUUCUUGUAGGUUAACCGCGUUAGUGGACACCGGAAGUCCUAUAUCCUUCGUAAAACCUUCGGUUGUCGAUAGUUAUCUGGUAGAAUUUAGAAAAAUAUUGCGUAAACCGUUACUUACCUAUAAGGCAUUGAACAAUCAAUCGGUCGACCUCGAGGGCUCGUUGCAAACCACAGUUAAGUUUCACGACGUGCCGCACCCGUUUCCAAUCACGCUUCACGUGUUAAAAAACGACGAACUUGUCACUGAUGUAAUAGUGGGCCGAGAUUUCCUCGAUAGUCAGGGAAUCACAGCAAUCUAUUGCCCGACGGCAAAGCCAGCCGACGGCAACGAACAGCUGUUCUCACGGUCUCUCCUACAGAUACUCGCCUGCGACGUCUUUGAUUCGUCAAAGGGCGACACGCACGGGGAGAAAAGUAUCGCGGAAAUCCAUACAGACUUCGGCCCGGAAACCGACAGGAAGGUUCGCGAUUUAUUGCUCAAUGCCGAGAAAAAGAAAAUUGAUAAAGUCCAAGAGGACUACAGUGUACGGAUUCACCUCAAAGACGAAUCCAUCUACGCGUAUGCGCCUAGACGAAUCGCAUUCGCCGAGCGCAAGCAACUACGCGAAAUAACGGACGGCCUAUUAGCGCGCGGAAUAAUAAAAGAAAGUAAUUCGCCGUAUUGCGCAAGGGUGGUCCCGGUUAGAAAGAAAAACGGAAUGAUUCGCUUGUGUGUGGACUUGAGACCCUUAAAUAGUAGAGUCGUCAAACAAAAGUACCCGUUUCCAUUAAUCGAAGACUGCAUUGCAAAUUUAAGCAAUAAAUCGGUUUUCACGUUGCUGGACUUAAAAGACGGUUUUCACCAGAUUAAGGUUCACGCGGAGGACACUAAGUAUUUCGCAUUCGCUACGCCCGACGGGCAGUUCGAAUAUACUUGUCUCCCGUUCGGAUUCUGUGACUCGCCAGCCGAAUUUCAAAAGCGAAUCGCCAGUAUACUUUCGCCCCUCAUAAGAGCGGACAAGGUUAUAGUGUACAUGGACGAUAUCAUGAUCGCGACGGAAACGGUCGAGGCAAACUUGAAGGUCCUAAACGAAGUUAUUUCAAUCUUGAGACGGUACGAUUUUAAACUGAAUAUUGAUGUCACUUUCUAA